Knipowitschia caucasica is the source of this 1797-nucleotide messenger RNA. The record is from the annotation of a GenBank genome assembly. NCBI's taxonomy places the organism in Eukaryota, Metazoa, Chordata, Actinopteri, Gobiiformes, Gobiidae.
AUGAUCAAAGGAAAUGUCAGAGAAACCACCACACAACAGACACACAACAGACACACAACAGACUCACAACAGACACACAACAGACUCACAACAGACUCACAACAGACUCACAACAGCCACACAACAGACUCACAACAGACUCACAACAGACUCACAACAGACUCACAACAGCCACACAACAGACACACAACAGACUCACAACAGACACACAACAGACUCACAACAGACUCACAACAGACUCACAACAGACUCACAACAGACACACAACAGACUCACAACAGACUCACAACAGACUCACAACAGACUCACAACAGCCACACAACAGACUCACAACAGACUCACAACAGACUCACAGCAGCUUCACAACAGCCACACAACAGACUCACAACAGACUCACAACAGACACACAACAGACUCACAACAGACACACAGCAGACUCACAACAGCCACACAACAGACUCACAACAGACUCACAACAGACUCACAGCAGCUUCACAACAGCCACACAACAGACUCACAACAGACUCACAACAGACACACAACAGACUCACAACAGACACACAACAGACUCACAACAGACUCACAACAGACACACAACAGACUCACAACAGACACACAACAGACUCACAACAGCCACACAACAGACUCACAACAGACUCACAACAGACUCACAGCAGCUUCACAACAGCCACACAACAGACUCACAACAGACUCACAACAGCUUCACAAGAGCCACACAACAGACAAACAACAGACUCACAGCAGCUUCACAACAGCCACACAACAGCCAUACAACAGACUCACAACAGACUCACAACAGCCACACAACAGACUCAAAACAGACUCACAACAGCCACACAACAGACUCACAACAGCCACACAACAGACUCACAACAGACUCACAACAGACUCACAGCAGCUUCACAACAGCCACACAACAGACUCACAACAGACUCACAACAGACACACAACAGACUCACAACAGACACACAGCAACUCACAACAGCCACACAACAGACUCACAACAGACUCACAACAGACUCACAGCAGCUUCACAACAGCCACACAACAGACUCACAACAGACUCACAACAGACACACAACAGACUCACAACAGACACACAACAGACUCACAACAGACUCACAACAGACACACAACAGACUCACAACAGACACACAACAGACUCACAACAGCCACACAACAGACUCACAACAGACUCACAACAGACUCACAACAGCCACACAACAGACUCACAACAGACUCACAACAGACUCACAGCAGCUUCACAACAGCCACACAACAGACUCACAACAGCUUCACAAGAGCCACACAACAGACAAACAACAGACUCACAGCAGCUUCACAACAGCCACACAACAGCCAUACAACAGACUCACAACAGACUCACAACAGCCACACAACAGACUCAAAACAGACUCACAACAGCCACACAACAGACUCACAACAGACUCACAACAGCUUCACAAGAGCCACACAACAGACACACAACAGACUCACAGCAGCUUCACAACAGCCACACAACAGCCACACAACAGACUCACAACAGACUCACAACAGCCACACAACAGACUCACAACAGACUCACAACAGACUCACAACAGACUCACAACAGACUCACAACAGACUCACAACAAACUCACAACAGACACACAACAGACUCACAAUAGACUCACAACAGACUCACAACAGACUCACAACAGCCACACAACAGACUCACAACAGGACAGUAGCUCUCUGCCUUUAUCGUCUCAGGACAGUCGCUCUCUUCCUUUAUAG